AUGGACGUUAUACCAAACUUUGAAGAAUAUGACACUCUGCAAGAACUGAUAAGAGUCGUGACAUAUGCCAGGAGAUUUCUAAAUUUCAAAAGACACAACGAUACAGAAAAAUCUUUUACCACUGAAGAGUUGGAAGAAACAUUACGAAAGAUAAUAAGUACAGUACAGAAAAUAGAGUUUACAAGGGAAAUAGACGCAUUGAACGAGAAUAAACCAGUGCACACCACGAGCGCAUUACGAUCACUCACUCCAUACUUGGAUACUGAAAAUCUCCUCAGGGUGGGCGGUAGACUCAGGAAUGCAGAUAUACCAGAGAACACAAAACACCCGAUUAUCUUGGGACACAAGAACACACUGGUUCCUUUACUCGUGGCCGAUGCUCAUAUUAAGACCAUGCAUGGAGGCAUUCAACUGAUGAUGGCUUAUCUGAGAGCCCGUUAUUGGAUCAUAAGAGUAAAGAGCAUAGUAAAGUUACAUAUUCACAAAUGCUUAGCGUGCGCCAAGGAAAGAGCUGCUCAAAGAAUGCAAAUAAUGGGCGAUCUACCAAGGGCCAGAGUGACCCCAACGAGACCGUUUUUGCACGCUGGCGUAGACUUUGCUGGACCGCUCAAUGUAUCAAUGGCGAAAGGAAGAGGCACGAAAUGUUUCAAGGCAUAUAUUUGCAUAUUUAUUUGUAUGAGCACAAAGGCGAUCCACUUGGAACUCGUGGGAGACCUAACUGCAGACGCAUUCCUCGGUGCAUACAGGAGAUACGUGGCAAGAAGAGGAAAAUGCAGUCAUUUGUGGAGCGAUCAUGGCACGAAUUUUGUGGCAGCCAACAAGGAAUUGACAAAACUAUGGAAGGAAGCCAAUUUAGAAAUGCCAGAUCAUGUGAAAGAUAUGCUCAUUGAAGAAGGUACCCAGUGGCAUUUUAUACCACCCUAUAGCCCUAAUUUCGGUGGUUUGUGGGAAGCAGGGGUGAAGUCUGUCAAAUACCACCUGAAAAGAACCUUAAAUCACAAUCUUACCUUCGAAGAGAUGUCGACGACACUAUGUCAAAUUGAAGCUUGUCUAAACUCCCGGCCCCUGUGUCCCAUUGAUACCGUGGAUGUAGACAAUAUUGAAGUGUUAACGCCUGGCCACUUCUUGAUCGGCGAAGCUCCCAUAAACGUACCAGAACCUGACUUAUGUGAUACCAACUUGAACCGAUUAACAAGAUGGCAAUUGACACAAAGAUUAGUGCAACAUUUCUGGCAUCGAUGGCAAGUAGAAUAUUUGACCCGGCUCCAAAAUCGUCCGAAAUGGCAAAGACGCAGCACAGAAUACGAAGUCGGUGACAUCGUGCUCCUGAAGGAGGAGAGCCUGCCCCCGGCCAAGUGGGCCCUGGCCCGCGUCGUGCAGAAGCAUCCCGGCCAAGACGGCGCGUGCCGAGUCUAUAGUGUCAAGUGUCGUGGAAAGGUGAUAGUGCGAUCCGUUACGAAAUUGUGCGAACUGCCAGUGAACUGUGAGUGA
Molecule: messenger RNA, 1491 nt
Organism: Plutella xylostella (diamondback moth)
Lineage: Eukaryota; Metazoa; Arthropoda; Insecta; Lepidoptera; Plutellidae
Biological process (GO): DNA integration
Molecular function (GO): nucleic acid binding
Source: RefSeq, a predicted model, not a curated record